This is a messenger RNA of Rangifer tarandus platyrhynchus (Svalbard reindeer), 453 nucleotides long. NCBI's taxonomy places the organism in Eukaryota, Metazoa, Chordata, Mammalia, Artiodactyla, Cervidae. The record is from the annotation of a GenBank genome assembly.
AUGGCUCUGAAGUCCCUGGUCCUGUUGUCACUGCUGGUCCUGGUGCUGCUGCUGGUGUGGGUCCAGCCUUCCCUGGGCAAGGAAUCUGCAGCCCCCAAGUUUGAGCGGCAGCACACGGACUCUGGCAGCUCCCCCAGCAGCAGCUCCAACUACUGCAACCUGAUGAUCGUCUGCUGGAAGAUGACCCAGGGGAAAUGCAGGCCAGUGGACACCUUUGUGCACGAGUCCCUGGCCAAUGUCAAGGCCGUGUGCUCCCAGAAGAAAGUCACCUGCAAGAAUGGGCAGUCCAACUGCUACCAGAGCAAAUCUGCCAUGCACAUUACAGAGUGCCGCAAGACUGGCAGCUCCAAGUACCCCAACUGUGCCUACAAGACCACCCGGGUGGAGAAACGCAUCAUAGUGGCUUGUGAAGGAAAACCGUAUGUACCAGUCCACUUUGGUGCUUCAGUGUAG